AAGUCUACGUAAUACACAAGAGGAAGAACCCCCAGACCCACAGCUAAUGCGGCUAGACAACAUGCUAAUAGCUGAAGGUGUAGCGGGACCAGAGAAAGGUGGGGGAGCUGGAGCUGCAGCAAAUGCCUCAGCAGCGGCCUCUGGCGGACCAGGACAACCCGAAAAUACAAUCGAACAUUCAGAUUACCGGGCAAAACUAGCACAAAUAAGACAGAUAUAUCAUCAGGAAUUAGAUAAGUAUGAACAGGCUUGCAACGAGUUUACUACACACGUGAUGAACCUGCUCAGAGAACAAAGUCGGACGAGGCCUAUCACUCCAAAGGAGAUCGAGAGAAUGGUACAGAUCAUCCAUAGAAAAUUCAACUCCAUCCAAGUGCAGCUGAAACAGAGCACGUGCGAAGCCGUUAUGAUACUAAGAUCGAGGUUUUUGGACGCCAGGCGGAAAAGGCGAAACUUCAGUAAACAAGCAACAGAAAUCCUUAAUGAAUACUUCUACUCCCACCUGAGCAACCCCUAUCCUAGUGAAGAAGCUAAAGAAGAUCUAGCCAGAAGGUGUUCUAUCACCGUGUCACAGGUUUCCAAUUGGUUUGGCAACAAGCGGAUCAGGUAUAAGAAGAAUAUCAACAAAGCUCAAGAGGAGGCCAAUUUGUAUGCAGCCAAAAAAGCAGGUUAG
Limulus polyphemus (Atlantic horseshoe crab) is the source of this 673-nucleotide messenger RNA. RefSeq names its product homeobox protein extradenticle-like. Gene Ontology annotation, cellular component: nucleus. The record is from RefSeq and is a predicted model, not a curated record. Lineage: Eukaryota; Metazoa; Arthropoda; Merostomata; Xiphosura; Limulidae. The transcript is spliced from 4 exons. The coding region runs from base 47 to 673 and encodes 208 amino acids. Gene Ontology annotation, biological process: regulation of transcription by RNA polymerase II; embryonic organ development; animal organ morphogenesis. Gene Ontology annotation, molecular function: RNA polymerase II cis-regulatory region sequence-specific DNA binding; DNA-binding transcription factor activity, RNA polymerase II-specific.